Vigna radiata var. radiata (mung bean) is the source of this 1001-nucleotide messenger RNA. RefSeq lists its product as uncharacterized. Lineage: Eukaryota; Viridiplantae; Streptophyta; Magnoliopsida; Fabales; Fabaceae. The transcript has 5 exons. Bases 255 to 752 code for a protein of 165 amino acids. The record is from RefSeq and is a predicted model, not a curated record.
AUUUCGGAGUUUAAUGUUGAAUUCCGUUUGCCUUUACGCAUUUUUCUUUUGAAGAUAUAAAUUGUCUUAUUAUGGAGGAAUGUAUGGCAUUGAUGUUCUGCGUAGACUAGUUGUUGAUUGAUUUAUUUGGUUCUUCACUUAGAAAGACCUAAAUUCGAAUUGGUGUUUUAGUUGAGCGUUAAUUUUAUUUUCCUUAUAUUAGGCGCCGCUUCGUUGACCGUUUUCUGAUUUGCAUUGCAGCUUUUGAAUAAAAUAUGCUUUCAGGGGCUAAUGUUGAGAAUGAGGCCGCCGAAGAUAGUGAAUUUGAUGAUUCACUUAGAGAAGAUGAAUCAGAAACUUUGUCUGAUAUUGAUGAUUCUGAUGUUGAUGUGUAUCUUCACAAUGAGGAGGAGAAGAAUAUCAAGAAGAUGCUGUGGGAAAGAGUUAACCGAGUGUAUGUUAUGGAACAGGCAGCCAAGAAAGCAGUUGCAACAGCUAAUAAGAAAGCUUUUGAGGGAAAUUUUGGAAACUGCUCGGAGGAUUUCCUAGCAGCAAGAAGGCUAGCUGCAGCUGCGGCAAAAUCCAGAAAGGGAAUGAAGCAGAGACGAGCCCAUGAAGCAAAAAACAUUGCGCCAACUCAAUCUGCUGCAGAGGCCUUCGGCCAAAUGUCUAAUGAAAAAAAGAGUCUCAAUUCUAAAGUCAAUAUAGAUCGCCUGGAGGAAUUAUUCAAUGAUAUGGAGGAGGAUGAGAUGGGACCAGCGGAUGAUUACUGAAACGUUACAAAGUGCCCUUUCUACUUUUAUUAUCUGUUGUUUUGAGUUGCUAUUCAGCAUGGUUGGCUGCUCAACAGAAGAUUGCCAGAGACUGAAAUCUUUUUGUAUGCUGAGUUUUUCCUCCUAUUUUCUAUUCACUCAUCGCAUGCAUUUGCCAAAAUUUUGGAAGUCUUUUUACAAGGAAAUUGUUAGGUAGGUUUAUCAGCAUCACUCUGUUGUGACACAAAGCAAUGAUUUGGUUGUGUUUCA